AUGAAAUUGUCUACCUUUGCUACCCCCUUUGCUCUUUCGACGGCUUUAGCAGCCGUGCUGGAACCCAGGCAACAGUGCUCCUCGUCGGACGCUUGCUACAGUGCCGUCUUUGGCGGUGGCGACUUCUUACGUGUCGUUCAGGCAGUGGAGGACUGUGAGGACUUCCUUACUACCAGC
Messenger RNA from Bipolaris maydis ATCC 48331, 177 nucleotides. RefSeq lists its product as uncharacterized. The record is from RefSeq and is a predicted model, not a curated record. Lineage: Eukaryota; Fungi; Ascomycota; Dothideomycetes; Pleosporales; Pleosporaceae.